Molecule: messenger RNA, 2882 nt
Organism: Paramacrobiotus metropolitanus
Lineage: Eukaryota; Metazoa; Tardigrada; Eutardigrada; Parachela; Macrobiotidae
Product: mucin-2-like
Exons: 9
Coding region: 514-2514 (666 amino acids)
Source: RefSeq, a predicted model, not a curated record
CACCAUAAUGCUCGGCUGCUUCAGGGACAAACAUGUACCCAUGGAUGCGUAAUCCAUACAAUUCUGGUAACUUGGUUUAGCGUACCAUUGCUCCACACACAGCCGCUUGGGUAAAUAUGUAAUGCUAGACGGGAGUUAGGGCAGGAAGAUGCUACUCUAGCUGGAGUUGCCAGCACUUACUAUGUUUGUCUUCCUAUCAUGGUGACUGCCGAGCACUGAUCCACGGGCUUCAGCAUACCCUUGCCACCGUUAACCGACUUUUCUACAGGAUUUGUUGUGCCAGUUUUUCUGGCAUAUGCAUACGGGAAUGUUGUAAGACUGUGGAUGAUUUAUCACGGGUUUUUUUGGUGAUUUGUUUUUGCUGUUUAGAACUGGUAGAAGCAGUUCCAGCAGCAAUCCAGUUGCUCGAGCACUUGGAAAAUUACAACGUACAAAUCGUUAGUUGAAUUGUUAAUAAGAAUGUGAUGAAUUUGCUUACGGUAAGAAAUAUUACGACUGUGGCAAAUCGACGAUAUGUCUGUGAGGUACUUGGUGGCAUUAAUUGCCAUCUCGCUACGAUUUGUAGACGGUCAAUCCGGAGGGUCGGAAAUCAAUAGCAACACCUCGCUGUACGUGGUGGAUAUUGCUCAAGACGAAUUGCUAAAUCCAAUUUUGGCCUCGCUCAAUCCUUUUGUUCACCUUUCUCGCCGGCCUUCGCCAACCCGAGUCCCCGUGAUACCUCUACCUUCCCUUCAGUCUUCCGUUUUGUUAAUUACAUCAUUACCAAGCCCCGCAGUUUCUCCGCCGGACCAAACCCCAAUCCUGCCUGUUUCACCAUCAACCGUUCUCAUUUCGGAUUUUACUCCAAUGAUCUGGUUUACUAGUUCCGUCGAUUACUCUUUUUUAUCAACUAUCGCCUUCCCAUUUGGAACGAGCUCACUCAGCUCAGUCAUCGACCCAGUUACCAGCGUUUUAAUUACUCCCGACUCUGUGUCCGACGCCUUUCUUCCCAUUUUCAUUACCCCGACUCCCACUGUGACGUUAGAAAUGACCAGCAGCGUGACAGCUCCAAUGUCAACUGUGCAGAUGCAGUUGGAUGAUGGAACAACAUUCCCACCGACGACACCGGAUUUGCGGACACUGAAUGAUACGCGACUGGUCAUUCGUCCGCUUCGACCGACACAGACCGUGUCGCCAGUAUUGGUAGUCGGCACACCAACGACACCUUUGAGCACAUCACGGCCGACUACAACGACGACGACGUUUCAGCCGCCCACUACGACGGUUACAACGGUAGCAACCCCCCUUGCCAAUGAAAUGCUGCGCAUUGUGAUAGCUCAGCCACGAUGGGAUCGAACCAAUUCGGUUUUGAGCACAUACCGCACUCGAAUGGAAGCCGGGUUGUUGAAGGUUUUUCAGGAAGCCGAUCGCCGGUACGUCUCACUUCUAGAAGACGAACGGCUGAUAAGUAAUGCCACGAAUAUCACCACUCCUGGCUUCACAACGACGGUUACACCGGUAUCGAACGUAACGAUUAUACAAAUAAAUGGUACAUCACUUAACGGAACUGCAGCAACCCAGGUUGAUUUCAUUCUCUUGCAUACCGAUCUGGCAUUCGGACCGCAGUGGAGCGUUUUAAAUGCAUCUGACGGGUUAGAGCGGGUUAAUCUGCUCAGCAACGACGAGAUCAGCUCCAUUCUCGGCAGUGUUGUCUUACAGCGACCUUCCGUGAUUUCUGGAUUGACUCAAAAUUCUUCGCGUCCGUCAUCAGCUAGCAUUUCAUCGCCAGAUUAUUACGGAAUUAUUGUUGGAGUUUCGACGGCGGCGGCAGUUUUAUUGGCAAUCUGUCUGGUUUGGCUCUUACUGUGUAUUUGGAUUCGAUGCAUACGGAAACCACCUAAAACGGUUCCGACACUGGUAUCGCAUCACUUUACUGCCACGCAAACUUCGUUACCAUCGCUCCGGCCGCAACCUGGCGAGUUCAAGGACCAAGGAAUUCAGACUGUGCUAAUGCCUCGAAAAAAAUCCUUGGUACCUGGUGGACCUUUGGAACAGCUGCCAAAUCCAUUGCAGCUCCGUGGAACAAAAGAGACCACGUUUAUUCAGAAAAGUUUUAGUGAUAAACAACCAACACCGGAUCGGGGUGUUCGUAUUAGUGAGUCCCGUCCUGUACAAGCAGCUUUUCCUUCCCGAACCCAACCAAUUCGUGAAAUUCCGGUAGCUAAUUCGGAGCAACCACGGGUCCAAUCACGCGAUAGAACAGUGAAUCGCCCAGAAGACGCAAUGAUAAAGGGCGGGGCAGGACGGGUGAAGCUCAUAUCCGUUAUCAAGACCAAUCAUAUCGAUCCAAAUUAUGUGCAAGGUAUUUCUAAUCGAAAACCUGUUGAAUCGCCGCGCAGUAGGUUUGUGAAGAUUCGUAGUGGAUAUGUUAACAACGGGUACGAACCUCAAUCCCACCAGCGUUCUCCGGAAUACAAACGCACAGUUGGCGAGAUAAAAAGGGAACUGCGAAACUGGGAAAUCGGCAACGUCUGAUUUGUGUUUUCUUUAUAACACGUUUGCCAUCUCCGUGUGCCUCUUUUUUGUUGGUUUUUGUAUUAAAUAAUAUUGUAAUAAUAAUUUGUAUUACCUUGGCACUGCUUUGUAUGUACAUACUCUUUAAAGGUCACUGAAGUAUAAAACUACGUACAACUAGAAACUUGGUCAUGUAUGAUCAGUGGCAUUCAAUAGCUGCAACAACAAAGGAACCGGCACAUAUCAAACCACCCGAUCCCACCAUGAGCCACCGGAAGUCUCCUUGGAGAUAUUCCACAACAGCACCUUCAAUCGAACAACCGUUGCUUAUAACAGCCAUUACAAAAGUUUCUUUGCCACAAAUUCCUUCUCUUAAAAAGUAAAUUUUA